Messenger RNA from Blumeria graminis f. sp. triticale, 3036 nucleotides. Lineage: Eukaryota; Fungi; Ascomycota; Leotiomycetes; Helotiales; Erysiphaceae. The record is from the annotation of a GenBank genome assembly.
AUGGCCGUGGGUACAACAAACUCAAAUAGUGCAAUUUAUUCCGAAAUUCAAGACGCCCCGAAAGAAACAAAAGUUAAAUCUAUAUCUGAGGCCGUAUUAGCUCGUCACGCUGAGUACACACAGCUGCGAAGACUGAAGAUCAAAAUAGGUACAUGGAAUAUAGCAUCAUCUCUCGGCGCUGAAGACGAACUUGCAGUCUGGUUUGGGCCAAAUGUCGGCUCACCAACUGAACAUCAAUGGCCAAGCGACGACGAUUUUAGUAAUAACAAUAUCAGUGUAGGUCCUGAAACUCGAAGUGUAGACACCAAGGAUAGAGUUAAACCCUAUGAUUAUACCCACGGUGAAUAUAGAGAGGAAAUUGGGCUGUAUGUCCUAGGAUUACAGGAAUCAAUCGGAUUGAGUAAUGCUAGAGAAUAUCUCGGGAGGGUCUAUAACGAAUCAGGGUGUAUGGCCAGGUGGAGAAAAGCUUUGGAAAAUAUAAUUCCCGAAGGUUACGUACAAAUCAUGGGACAUCAGCUGUCUGGACUUUUAUUAUUUAUAUAUGCGUCGCCCCUUAUAGCGCCCAAGAUCAGUUCGGUGAACACCGUUAGUAUAGCCACUGGUAUGAUGGGUUAUCUUGGGAAUAAAGGAGCUGUUUUAACGAGAAUGGUGAUCGGAGAGACAACUCAAAUAGUGUUCAUCAAUUCUCAUCUAACAUCGGGAGCCGAACCUAUACAUCUCGAAAAGAGGUGCAACGAUGUCGCUCAAAUAUUACAAAAGACCAACUUUCAGUCAGCCAGGCCCGGCGAUAUUUCCGAGAACGCCCCAAUACAGAUUGGUGAUGAGGAUUUUGCAUUCUGGUUCGGUGACUUGAACUUCAGGAUAGAUGAUCUACCGGGUGAUGAGAUUAGGCGCCUCUUGAUGCUUCAUGCGACUGGUGAAUAUAAUUCUGAACAGUUUUGCGACGAGGACAUGAUACAGAAUUUCGAUGAGGAUGACGAAGCAACUUUCGUUAUUGAAGAUGAAGAGGAAGAGCACAUCUACGAAGUAGACGCUCACGCUUUAUCUAAAAAAGAUAAUUUAAUGUUACACCACCACAUUCUACCGAAAAAACUGGCGAAAGACUUGGGACAUGAUCCUGCAUCAUUACAAGCUACUCUUGAUUCUCUUCUACCUCAUGAUCAAUUACGGUAUGUUCAAAGAAAUAGAAAAGCUUUCCAUGAUGGCUGGUGUGAAGGGCGUAUAUCGUUUUUACCAACGUACAAAUACAAUCUUGGAGAAGAAUUAAUUUUUGACACCAGCGAGAAGAAGAGAGCUCCAAGUUGGUGCGACAGGAUACUAUACAGAACGCGCAAGGAUAAACUAAAAUACGAAGAAACACUCAGAAAAGAAUUAGCUCAAGAAAAUUAUAAAGACUUCAAGGAUUGUCAAAAAGACGACACUGAUAUGAAAGUGCUCUUCAACUACAAUCCGGAAGAAGAUGGUGAAGAUAACCCUUGGUCAACAGAAGUUAAUGAGGACAAAAAUGCUCAAAAUAUUAGGCAAAUCCAGGAUGAAGAUAAAGAAGAGGUUAUAUUGGAUACAUAUACAUCACACCAAAAAGUUAUUUCCUCUGACCAUAAGCCAAUAAAUGCUACAUUCACACUUUAUUACGAUGAAGCUAUUCCAGACCUCAAGGCGAAAGCACACCAGGAUGUCGUCCGAGAUUUUGACCGAGCUGAAAACGAGGGACGACCUGGAGUAACGGUAAUCAUAGAUGGUUCCAUGAAAGAUAAUUUCUCAGAUUACUCCUUAGGAAACAGCGGAAUUAUAGACUUCGGAAGAGUCGCUUUUCAGGAGAAGAAGAAUCGCCACUUGACUAUUGCAAAUACUAGCCAAGUAGCUACCACCAUUUCAUUUGUGGAAAGAACUAUUGCUGUAGAGUCAGAAUCACGGCACAUACCAUCCUGGCUGUCAGUAUCUUUCAUAAAUCAUGGGUCUCAAGAUGAUGAUAAAGUUUCAAAAAUAGGACAGGAUAGUAUAAUACUAGAACCAGGAGAAGCUGUAAGCGCCUUAUUAGAACUAUCAAUUAAAGAUAUUGAGCUCGUCAAAAAGCUGAACGAGACUGGACGACAACUCGAUGAAGUUCUUGUCCUUUAUGUCACGGGUGGUCGCGAUCACUUUAUUCCUUUGCGUGGCGAAUGGCUUCAAUCUUGUUUUGGUCGCUCUAUUGACCAACUCGCUCGUAUACCUAAAGGUGGAGUACGAGCUGUACUGAAAGAAAAGUCUGAUUUUCCGCAAACUAGAAAUCACGAGACUUGCUGCUCCAUACCUCGCGAACUUCUUGAGCUUAUAGAGACAGUGCUUUUUCUCACUGAACGCGUCGUUGCAGAGUCAAGCAUUCUUGAAAAUUUCUCAUUACGUCAAGACACUCCUGGAUGGCCUUUUGAACCGAGGAACUGGAUCAUUACCAAUAUCUCGACUCGAGAAACCUACAAAAGACUUAUUUUUGAGGCUCUAGAUAAACAUCAAAAACUCAGCGAGAUUCUUCCCGGAGAAACUUUUGCAUUUGAAAAGCUAGAAAUAAUAUCAGAAGUUCUCCUACUUUUCCUUUGCAACAUCCCAGAUAGAGUUAUCCCAGACAAAAUUUUGUCAGCCCUUGAGACAUCGCUUAUCCAGAGUGAUUGUUCAUUUGAAGAUAUAAAAGCACGGGUUCUAGACGAACUUAGUGGUAUUCCUAAUCACAGUGUCUCUUUUGUUUUCCUUACUAGCAUGCUCGCGCAAGUAGUGUCUGAACUGGCCUCAAUAGGCACAAGCAAUGAAAACCUGCCAAAUAAGAGUAAUGUCAACAAAUUCUCAAGUAGAAGGACGAUAUGGAAAAUACGGAGACCUCCUACUGAACCUCUGGAUCCUGCAAGUGUGAAACGAGAUCUCGUUGAGAAGGCAAUUGUCGAAGUCUUUCUACCGGCAAUCUUUCAGGAUAACGAAAAUUUGAGAGAGCGGGAUAGAAAAACUAUGUACGAGAAGAAGAGAACUAUAUUGAGAGCAUUUUUAAAACCUCCCAAUGUAGGGAAUUGA